AUGUCUUCAACAGAGAAAUCUCAAGAAUUAUUUUCAGAGCUUCACGUAGCGUACAUAAAAAACCUGGACACGAAACGCGACGAUCUCGAAUACUGGCUCACAGAACACUUACGACUCAGUGGAGUUUACUGGGGUUUAACGGCUUUAGACCUGCUGAAUAAUAUAAAUGCAUUAGAUAGAGAAGAAGUGGUGAAGUAUGUGGUUUCUUGUCAGCAUGAGAAUGGGGGCUUCGGUGCACAUCUUCGACAUGAUCCACAUAUAUUAUAUACAUUAUACGCGGUUCAAAUUCUCGUGAUAGAGGACGCGAUUGAUGCUGUCAAUGUAGAGAAGAUUGUAGAAUACGUUUCUUUACUUCAAGACCCCACGACAGGUGCAUUCGCCGGUGACGAAUGGGGCGAAAUCGAUACACGAUUUUCAUAUUCGGCAUUAUCAUGUCUGUCGUUACUGAAACGUUUGGACGCGGUAGACGUGGAUAAAGCCAUUGAUUUCAUAAUGAAAUGUAAGAACUUUGAUGGCGGGUUUGGUAGUACGCCUGGAGCCGAAUCACAUGCUGGGCAAAUAUUCUGUUGCGUUGGUGCUCUUGCUAUUGUCAAUUCUCUGCAUUUGGUUGAUGCUGAUUUACUUGGAUGGUGGUUAUGCGAAAGACAGUUAAAGAAUGGAGGGUUGAAUGGUCGACCUGAAAAAUUGGAAGAUGUAUGUUAUUCUUGGUGGGUCCUAUCGGCUCUCAGUAUCUUGGGAAGAUUGCACUGGAUAAAUAAAGACAGAUUAAUAGACUUUGUGUUGGAUGCUCAGGAUCCCGAAUCCGGAGGAAUUGCCGAUCGCCCAGGAGACAUGGUUGAUGUGUUUCAUACGUUAUUUGGAAUCGCAGGGUUAUCGUUACUCGGAUACCCAGGAUUAAAACCAGUUGAUCCCGUUUACUGUCUACCGAAGCAUGUAGUUCAACGUAUUGGAUUAGCAGAAAGAUAUCAUGUGUAG
Molecule: messenger RNA, 975 nt
Organism: Ambispora leptoticha
Lineage: Eukaryota; Fungi; Glomeromycota; Glomeromycetes; Archaeosporales; Ambisporaceae
Source: the annotation of a GenBank genome assembly